This is a messenger RNA of Iphiclides podalirius (scarce swallowtail), 1113 nucleotides long. NCBI's taxonomy places the organism in Eukaryota, Metazoa, Arthropoda, Insecta, Lepidoptera, Papilionidae. The record is from the annotation of a GenBank genome assembly.
AUGUUCCCUCUAAUCGUGGAACGCGCUGAGAAGCUACAGACGCUCGUUAUAAGCGCCGCGUCAAGUGGUCGCGUAUUGGACGCCAGAGACUUGAUGGCACGCUACACGACAGACUUCAUCGGCGCCUGCGGCUUUGGACUCGAAUCAGACUCACUCAGCGACGAAAACUCCCCUUUCAGACAGCUGGGUGCGAAAAUCUUCAAUGUAACUACGAAACAAGUCAUUAUGAACAUGCUCAAAAUAAUGUUUCCCGAAGUGUUUAAGUAUGUGAAAUUACACUCAAAGACCGAGGCGGAUAUAGUAAUGAUAGUGAAUGAGAUAUUGAAGAAAAGGAACUAUAAGCCGUCGGGAAGGAACGACUUCAUAGAUUUGCUGUUGGAAUGUAAAGCGAAAGGUAUACUAGUGGGUGAGUCUAUAGAAAAUUUCAAGCCGGACGGAACACCAGAAAUUGCUAAAUUGGAGUUGGACGAUCUGGUUAUGGCUGCGCAAGUCUUUAUAUUCUUCGCGGCUGGUUUUGAGACUUCAUCGUCAUCCACCAGCUACACGCUACACCAGUUGGCUUACAAUCCGGAUAAACAGAAAAAAGUGCAAGCAGAAAUCGACCGAGUACUCGCUAAAUAUGAAAACAAUCUCUGCUACGACGCCAUAAAGGAAAUGACAUACCUAGAAUGCGCCUUCAAAGAAGGCAUGAGAAUGUUCCCAUCUCUGGGAUUUUUAGUUCGCCAAUGCGUCGACAAAUACACCUUCCCAGAGAUAGACUUAACGAUCGAUCAAGGUGUGCAGAUAUUCAUUCCAGUGCAAGCGAUGCAGAACGAUCCGAAGUACUUCGAGAGUCCCGAGCAAUACCGGCCAGAGCGCUUCCUGCCCGGUGAAUUUGAUUCGUACAAGAGAAAUGUUUACCUGCCCUUCGGCCUCGGACCCAGAGCUUGUAUAGGUGAGCGGCUAGGUCUGAUGCAGUCUCUGGCCGGUUUAGCGGCAGUACUAUCCUGCAGUUCGGUGGAGCCAGGUCCCACCACCGUAAGGUAUCCCAAGGUCAACCCGAAGAAUAGCAUCGUGCAGUCUAUUAAAGGUGGUCUACCCUUAAUGUUCCGUCAAAGGGAGGAAGUCGCAAAG